This is a messenger RNA of Capronia epimyces CBS 606.96, 954 nucleotides long. RefSeq lists its product as uncharacterized. The record is from RefSeq and is a predicted model, not a curated record. The coding region runs from base 1 to 954 and encodes 317 amino acids. The transcript is spliced from 6 exons. Lineage: Eukaryota; Fungi; Ascomycota; Eurotiomycetes; Chaetothyriales; Herpotrichiellaceae.
AUGGUCAAGAUCGCAGUGGCCGGUGGCUCAGGACAAGUUGCCCGGGAAGUCAUCGAUGCGUUGGUGGCGGCGAAGAAGCAUGAGAUAAUCAUCCUGAGCAGGAAUGUUACGCCUCCCAUUGGGAACAACAUCCCUGGAGUCACCUCGCGGGCAGUGAACUAUGACGACCAGACCGGGCUGGUGGAGGCCCUGCAGGGGAUACACACCGUCUUAUCGUUCAUUCAGCUCCUUUCCGAUCCAGAAAACCGGUCUCAGAAGAAUCUGAUUGAUGCUGCCAUCGUCGCCGGCGUGAAACGGUUCGCCCCCAGCGAAUGGGGGAGCGCAGAGACUACGGACAUGCCUUGGUGGGCCGGCAAGGCGCAGGUUCGAGAGUACCUGAAGAAGGUGAACGAGAACGGGAGGGUUCUCGACUAUACUCUGUUCCAACCCGGUCUUUUCUUGGACUAUUUGGCAACUCCGUACCGAACCGCCAAACACGUGGCUCCGCUGAACACCAUGUUUGACUUCGAGAACCGGCGCGCGAUUGUGGUCGAUGGCCACGACUUUGUCAUGACUUUCACCACGGUCCGAGAUCUUGCUGCGGUGGUUGCCGAAGCAAUUGAUUACGAGGGCGAGUGGCCCGUCAUUGGUGGCAUCGCAGGCAACAGAGUCACGGUCUCUCAGAUCCUCAAGAUCGGGGAGAAAGUUCGAGGUCGUCCGUUUGCCAUCGAGACGGUGAAACUCGAAGAUCUUGAAGCCGGACAUCUCGACACAUCAUGGACGCUUGAGGCGCGCCACGCGAGCGUUCCCGACGACCAAGCUGCAAGUCUAUUGAACGCGGUUCUCAUCGGCACUCUGCUGAGCGGGGCAAAGGGGGCGUGGGCUGUGUCGAAUGAGUUCAAUCGCAUCCUGCAAGAUUACAAAUUCACUCGGAUGGAGGACUUUCUGGCCAAGGUCUGGGAGGAUAAGCCGUAG